Messenger RNA from Wallemia mellicola CBS 633.66, 6135 nucleotides. RefSeq lists its product as hypothetical. The transcript is spliced from 5 exons. NCBI's taxonomy places the organism in Eukaryota, Fungi, Basidiomycota, Wallemiomycetes, Wallemiales, Wallemiaceae. The record is from RefSeq and is a predicted model, not a curated record. Bases 6 to 2882 code for a protein of 958 amino acids.
CUGAGAUGGAUGAAUCAAUAAAUCUAGAGAUAAACAACAACAAUGAUAAUUUACUAGAUAUGACUUUUAAUAAUGAACUACAGAACAAUCUACUAGACUCUCCUUCAAUAUCCACGCGAUCUCCAAAGAGAGAGAAAAGGAGAAUUGAUAAGUCGAUAUCCCGGCCAUUGAACAGACCAGAAGUCUUUAAUAACCAAUCAAACGUUGACAAAGUACUCGAUAGCGCUAUCCUUAGAAAUACCAACGAGAAUUAUCAAAGACUAGAACAAGAACAACAAAGGUUAAACGAAAUCGCGUUCGAGAAAUCAAAACAGGCGAGAAUAGAGCAGGAGAAGUUCAAACAGGAGCGUCUCAACGCCGCUAAAAAGCGGGAAGAAGCACGCUUACUCAGGGAGGAGGCUGCUCGUCAGGAAGCUCAACGAGUAGAGGAUGAAAGGAGAGCGAGGGACCAACACGAACGCGAACUCGCAGCAAAGAGACGCCGAGAGACCCUAAAGAGAAGAGAAACCGAGCGCCUAUCUAGAGAGAAAAUUGAGGCUGAACUCAAGUUGACAAAGGAAAGAGAAGCGAAAGAGAAAGCACAAAAACUCGAACAGGAGCGUCAAUCUAGAGAAAUCGAAGCCAGUCGGAGACGCGAGGAGGCUGCGAAAAGACGUGAAGAAAUCAAACUCGCUAGGCAGGCUAAAGAGGAAGAAGCUGCCCGCGUAGAGGCCGAACGCAUCGCUAAAGAGAAAGAAGCAGAAGCGAAAAGGAGAGACGAACUUCGAAUCAAAAGGGAGCGUGAAAGGCAGGCUAAAGAAGCCGAGGCCGCUCAACUCGCGAAAGAGAGACAAGAAGAGGAAGCUCGCAAAAUCAAAGAGAAAGCAGAAUAUGAGGCUCGUAUAGCAAAAGAGAAAGAACUCGAACGAGCUCGUUUGACUAUAGAAAGACAAGAGAAUGAAGCUAGGAUAGCGAGGGAGAAGGCUGCUGAAGAAGCUCGCCUAGCUGAAGAGCGCAAACAACGUGAAGAAGAAGCUGCACGUGUGGCUAAAGAGAGAGAAGAGCAGCAAAGGAGAGACGAAGCUGACCGUCUGGCUAAAGAGAAAGAAGAGAAGGCAGCACGUUUAGCGAAAGAAAGAGAAGAAGAAGAAGCCUCGCGACUUGCACAACAAAAGAAAGAAGAAGCAGCUCGGGUAGCUAAACAACGAGAGGAAGAGGCCGCUCGCCUAGCAAAGGAAAAGGAAGAAGCCACAAGACUUGCACAACAAAAGAGAGAAGAAGCUGCUCGUAUAGCUAAACAAAAGGAGGAAGCAGCACUUCGUCUGACUAAGCAGAAGGAAGAAGAGGCAGCACUCUUAGCUAAACAACGCGAAGAGAAAGCUCUCCAAAGGACCAAAGAAAGAGAACAAAAGCAGCGUGAAGCUAAGGAAAGAGCAAAACAAGAACAAGAAAGACUACUUCAAGAAGAAGCCGAAAAGGCUGCUCACGUCGCCAAAGAGCGUGAAGAGCAAGUCAAGCGAGUGAAAGAUCGUGAAGCUAAACAACGUGAACAUGCUGAGAGGCUCCAUCGCGAAGAGCUAGCAGCUAUCGCAGCUAGGAAGGAGCUAGAAGCGAGAGAUAAAGCCACCCGAGAGGAGCAGCACCGACUCCGUGAAAGAGCUAAACGUGAGGACGAACAAGCCAAACGUCGCGACCUCCAACGGAAAAAGCAGCAGCAAGACGAAGAACGUGCAGAAACUCACAAGAAACGUCAAGCUAAAGUCGCUGCUCAGAAAGCCAAAGAGGUUGCACUUGCAAGGGAGAAAGCUGAAGCUGCAGAAGAUGCUGCUCGUGAAGAAGAAUACAGGCUAGCCAGAGAAGAGCUAGAGCGUGAAGAAGUUAUUGCUCAGUUGGGCAUAUUGGUUGAUGAAUCAGAUGGUAAUGACAAUGGUACUAGAUCCAGACGUCCAAUCAGAGAAAAACAAAUUAAUAGACAUGAACCUUCAGUGCAGACGUCUAAAACUACUGUCGAUCAAAAAGGGAAACGCAAAGCGUCUACUCAAGCAGAACCAAAUAAAGACGAUCUAUUCGCGAGACGCCAAAGGGAUGCCCAACGCAGUCAAAACAAAACAACUAUACCGAUUGCCUUCAAUUUUGCCACUGGUGGUCCACGAGCUCGUAAAACUAAGUCACCAAUUAAAAAAUCAUACCAAUCACCAUACCUCAAUAAGAACAUUCGUCAUCGUCGAAUAAUACCAACACAAUCCACAAGUAGUCCACUCAGGGUUGAUGGUAAGACAGCUAGAGAGAGACAACGUGACUAUGCGGACUCCUUGAAGCGAGGUGCACCAGCAAUAUCCAACCCAUCACCUAGCAAGCGACGUAAACGAAAUGCUGUAUUCCCAUCACCUACGAAAUCUCAUAGACUUGAGUCAAUCAGGACAAUGGAAGAGCAGAGGGAAAAGCUGAGACGGUCUAUGACGCCCAACAACUUAAUAACUAAUAUAGAAUUAAAGACAUUCAAUUUCCAAUCGGAUGAGAGACACCAGUUGCAUUCUGAAAGAUUCAAAAAUCGCGUCAAACAAUGGAGACAGUUUGAGAAAGAUCAACGGGAAUUCCACAGUAGUGAUAUGCCAAAUUUCAGUGAACUUCAUGAGAAAUCUAAGAGAAAUUUCGAAAACCGAAAGAGAAUGGCUAGGGAGAAGAUGACCAAUACCCAACCGAGUGCUAUCAAUUUAUCAACUGAAGGUCGAUCAAAGACUACUUUCCAUAGCUAUUUAGAAGAACGUGAGAGAUUACGCAAUCAACACAGGGAACAACAAGCUGAGGAGAAACGACAACGUGAAGUAGAAGAGGAUAAGGAAUAUAGGAGGCAACUUGACCAGCUUGCAAAGGAGCGUGUUCAUCCUAAUCCUUUUCAUUAAACCACACUUAUUUUAUGGAUAAAUAAUGAAUUAAUUUAGUUGUACAUUUUUUACGAUUUUAUACUUUUUACGAUGUUAUAAUAAAGUGAAAUAAAAUGUCUACUGCUUCUGUUUGUUUUUCUUGUUUUGCUCUUGCUCAAGGUUUCCAUUCACGCUUGACUUACGCUUCUUCGAUUGUGGCUUAGAUUGUGAUUGUGAAACGAGAGCAUUGAGCUGCUGUGCCAAUGAUUGAACACCUUUGAAUUUAUCAAUUGAACCCAAAGUAGUUAUAAUCGAUUGUAAUGUUGUAACAUCCCAAUCUUCUUCGACAGGACCAUCUGUAAUCUUCUUUUGGAUCCUUACCAAAGCUAACGCACAUUUGAAUACCUCCUUCAGUUUGCUGGCGUUCGUCUUGUCCUUUGAUUCACAGGAUGUUACAACGAAUGAGUAGACACCUUGUCUGAUCUUUGGUAUGGAUUUAAGUAUUUCGUCCUUCUUUCCAACAUCAACCAAUUGUUUAUGUUGUCCGAAGAGGGUUUGUAACAUUGUCAAUGAUUGUAUCUGUCUAUAGCUAUUCGUUGCUUGACCAUCAAUAGCUGUAUGCAAGAAUUCAUCCAACAAGCUAAAUGAUUGAACUGGGUAACGACGAAUGUAGUCAGUGAAUAUAGUUGGGUUCAAGCGUGUGUGCUUUCUAUUACUAAAGUCCUUCCAACUUGAGAUGUAAAUUUCCUUAGCUUUAGAUUCAGCUGGUUUAUCGCUGUAAUUUGAUGUAAUGACUCUAAAUAAGUAUAAAGAUAAUUGGUUGCAAGUUGUCAAAAUAUCACUCGUUCUUGAUUUUCUAGCGACAUUAUGUAUUUCUUCGAAUAUACCCAAAAGCUCCUCCUCGUUGAGCUUAGAUGUUGGGAUAUCCUUAGCUUUAGCCAAACGUUGCUUAAGAAUUGAAGUAGCUUUAGAUGAGAGUUGUUGCUCAGUCAAACCAGCGUUGAUGACGAUCUCCAAAAGUGGAAGUAUAAGUUUCAAGACCAAUGAAUUGGAUGAUUGCUUCUUAGCGUAAACAUCUAACAAGUCUAUCAGUCUGUUCUUAGCAUGUUGAGCUUCACGUUGAGCACCCUGCUUAGCUUUCUUGUCUCCAACUCUAGAUUUGAAGAUCUCAGCGAGUUGGUCGUCAAGCAUCAUCAUUUGCUCAUCGGUCAUGUCAUCGCCAUUAUCUACAUCUUCAUCUUGUUCCAUACUAUCGUCGUCUUCAUCGUCAGACAUAGGCUGUCCUAAAGCUUUAGCUAAUUUGCGCUCAAAUUCUGGAUCGACAGCUUCAUUGAUAUCAUCUUCGUUGUCAUCAUCACUCAUCUCAGAGGCAACUUCAUCUUCUGCUUCUUCUUCAUCAUCUCCUUGAUCUUCAUCAUCGUCACCUUCGCCUUCACCCUCUUCCAUCUCCUCAUCUUCUACACCUUCAUCGCCAGGUUGUGAAGUGAGUUGACCAAGAAUCAUCUCCAAUGCUUCCUCGUCGACUUCGGAUGUAAAUGCAGUGAAAGCGUUGAUGGCCAUAGUACGUAAGAAGACUGACGAACGCUCAAGUAAUGAUACUAAAACAUCAACAAGUACGGCAACUGCUGAUGGCUCUUCGCCUUCUUCUUCAGUUGCAGCUUUCUUGUUUUUCUUCGGUGACUUAGCAGCGAAUAACAUUGAAGAAGCACUAGCUAAUUCUUCCAAAACAUCAGAAAUACCAUCAAUAUUAUCAUAUGAUUGAAGAAUGACACUCAAUAAUAAGAGUUCGUAAGCGUGAUGACGGACUUCCGAUCCCUUUCCUUUCUUGUUGACUUUGCUUAAGCUAUCCAAUGCCUCUUUACGAGCGGAUAUCACUUCAUCUUCAUAUUGUAUAGCCUUGCUGACGUUCUUGUCUUUCUCGACAGAUGUGAUGAGGUCGUAUACCCUUUUCACCCAGAGCUCACCAUCUUUGGUCACACCGACUAAUUUCUUCGCAUCCGGAGUCUUUGAUAGUUCAGCCAAAGUUGAGAGCAUGUGGGAGCGAGCUGUCGCCCUGUCAGUGUCUGAAAGUGGUGGUUGAGGUGGAUUCUUGAGUAUUUCAUGUUUAGACUUUGAUGAAGCUUUACGAGGUAUGAAAAUACCAUUUAAUGUGAAGCAUUCCAAUACACUCCAGAUCCAUUCAUCGCUAUGUGGGAUUUGAGAAUUACGAAUGAGUGAUAACAAUUGAUCUAAUGCCCAUUUACGUUGCUUGAUAUCUGAUGAUUCACCGUGGAUAUAUUGACGAAUAUGUUCAACAUAUUGGGUUACACCAUCAGCAGUCAUUGAUGUUAAGAUAUUUGCGACAGUCUUUGUUCCGGUCAAUUUGUCAAAGUUUGCACUACCAUGUUUACCAAGGAGUUGUAAAAUAAGUGGUAAACCUAAUUCAGGAUUUUGUGCAAUAAGUGGCUGCAAUUCUUGGGCAAUUUUCAUAGCUGCCUUGUGAAGUAAUCUAUCCUCACCGCGGAGGUUAUUGAUCCAAGUGCGCAUGAAAUUUGGUGUGAACAAUGAGCCCAGAUCUUCAACAGUCAAACGUGGUAAAGCCAAACUGAAGACGGAGAAACCCCAGUAUUUGCGUUGAGGUGAGAUGUUUGAUUGGAAUAAUGAUUCAUCUAUGCAAUGUCUAUAAAAUUCUUGAAAUGGUGCGCGUGAUUUGUAUGCGUCGUUUUGUUGAUCUGAGAAAUAAAUAUCUAAAAUUUGUGGCCAAAUCCAAUGUAAUUGAGGUUUCCAUACACCUGAACCAGGGUUUGCUUUCUCAACAUCAGCUGAAGCUUCUCUCAAAACGCGAGCUAAAACAGUCAGAUUUUGUGAAGCAAGUGGUAAAGGAUGCUUGAAAAUUGGCUGAACGUGUGGUACGUAAUCGAUAUCCUUAUGGUUUGCUUCUAACCAAAGUAAAAUACCCAACUUUUCUGGACCCCAAAUAUCUUUUUCUUCACCUUGGAAAAGAAUAUCAAGGGUUACAUUAACAGCGUCUGCUAACCAAGAUACUUUAUUCUUUGUAACUUGCUUUAAGGCAUUGAGAGUAGUCCAUCCUGUAGCUUCCUUAAGCCAGACCUUCGAUCUUCCUAGAUCAGUGAGGUUGAUGAUAAUUUGCUUGAAAUCUUCAAGAGUUGUUGAUUGUUUGACGAUCAAUCCUGAGUCAAUGAGUGCUUGUAUACCGAAUAAUCUACCGAAUAUCAAGUCUCUCUCCUCAGAUCCUUUGAUGUUUCCUACUGGUUCUGUGUGGUGCUUUACUAAUGGAAGAAUGUGCGAUAAC